AUGGCAGCCCGCUUUUACGUGGGCCACUGCUGUGGCCAACGUUCAGAAAGGGUCGUAUGGAUCCAAUCAUUAUUGACAGUUCUGGUGCGACAAUCCAGGGCUGAUCUAGUGAUUCCUGGCACACGGCAGGCGCUGACGCAGCCACCAUCGACGCUGCCCAAACGAGACCUUGCAGAUCCGUCUCAAAACUCCGCAUAA
This is a messenger RNA of Blastomyces dermatitidis ER-3, 198 nucleotides long. RefSeq lists its product as uncharacterized. Bases 1 to 198 code for a protein of 65 amino acids. The record is from RefSeq and is a predicted model, not a curated record. Lineage: Eukaryota; Fungi; Ascomycota; Eurotiomycetes; Onygenales; Ajellomycetaceae. The transcript has a single exon.